AGUGGCUGAGGCUAUUAUCAAUAAAAAACAAACAUUCAAAGGAGAAGUUUUGACUCUUCGAUCCAUGGCUACGGAACUGGAUCUUAUUAAAGCCAUAAAGCAAGGAGAUGUGGAUAUCGUUGGAAAAGAAGAAAGAACGAUUCUGGUUUCUGAACUUCCCGAGGGAAUACCUAAAAACACAAUUCAUAUCCACUUUCAAAGAAAAAAGAAUAACGGAGGAGAAGUAGAGGACACCGUGCUUUUGCCAGGAGGGAAGCAAGCUUGGGUAAUCUUUGAGGAUCCCAAAGGUAGGAAGUACAUUGUGCAAGUAAAUAUGCACUCAGGACACAUAGUUUACCACAUGAGUUAUCUAACAAUGGAAAACUAUUUUGCAAUUGAAGUGUGCUUUGAUACGUAUAAAGAACUAAAUUAACAUUAUUGAUACUGGAUAACUAAAUCACUUGUAAAGUAUUCUGCCAGUAGAAAUCCUAUAAGGGUUAUCUUUUAUUGUUACAGUAUAACUGCACAAGAAAACUAGAGUACAUGGGUCAAACCUGCGGGGUAUGGUCGAGUGAUAGCAUAAUUCCCACACGCGACAGAGGGGAAACUCAAAUCAGACAAUUAUCGACUGCAGAAUCAAACUUUGAGGCCGGUUGUAUAAAACUCUUAACUACCGAUAAUUUGUAGUUAAAUUGUAGUUAACUCUAAAAUGUUCGAUUCUGAUUGGUUAACUUUUCCACUGACUAUAUUUUACAUCAACUACUUUAUACAACCUGUCCCUGUUCAUAGAUUACUAACCGUAACCACUGAGUCACCAACCGACCACAAGUGUAGAAACAAGACUUAUUGUUUGUCUUGGACUUUAAAUAUUAUAUAAUUCUUGAAUUAGUGGCCGAGAAAGUUGUGGAUAUAGAGCAAAUAAUUCAAGGAAAGCGGGUGCGAGUUGAACUUUUGAAGACGGAAACGAAAGCGACUGAAUGGAGUGUAGAAUCAGCAACAAUUCUGGUCUCUGAUCUCCCUGAAGGAGUGACAGAAAACCGUAUUACAAUGCAUUUUCAAAAGAGAAAGAAUGGCGGAGGUGAAGUGAAAAAGGUUCAACUUUCAUCUGACAGGAAAGAAGCAACAGUUACCUUUGACGACCCCAAAGGUUUGUAUUAUGAGCAGAUAAGUUAAGGGCUGGACAAAUCAAACCUGUGGGAUAUGGUCGAAUGAUAGCAUAAUUCCCACACGCAACUGAGGGGGAAAUUCAAUAUAUAAAUCAGACAAUUAUCGACUGCAGAAUCAAACUUUGGGGCCGGUUGUAUAAAACACUUAACUACCGAUAAUUUGUAGUCAGUAAAUUGUAGUUAAAUCUAAAAUGUUCGAUUCUGAUUGGUUAACUUUUCCACUGACUACAUUUUACAUAAACUACUUUAUACAACCUGCCCCUGUUCAUAGAGUACUAACCCGUAACCACUGAGUCACAAACCGACCACAAUUGUAGAAGCAAGACUUAUUGUUUAUCUUGGUCUUUAAAUAUUAUAUAAUUUUUGAAUUAGUGGCUGAGAAAGUUGUGGAUACAGAGCAAAUAAUUCAAGGAAAGCAGGUGCGAGUUGAACUUUUGAAGACGGAAACACAAGCGACUGAACGGAUUGUAGAAUCAGCAACAAUUCUGGUCUCUGGUCUUCCUGAAGGAGUGACAGAAAACCGUAUUACAAUGCAUUUUCAAAAGAGAAGGAAUGGCGGAGGUGAAGUGAAAAAGGUUCAACUUUCAUCAGACAGGAAAGAAGCAACAGUUACCUUUGACGACCCCAAAGGUUUGUUAUUAUGAGCAGAUAAGUUAAUAGCUGGGCGAACCACGAGAAAUUAGUCUAGGACCUGUAUAGGAGUUUGUGUGCAUUUCAUUUACUACAGGUAAUCUCAACUGUUUUGGGGUAAAAUGACCAUGGCGGUCAACAUGGCUUAUGUGCAAAAACCUGAAUCCGGGAUGAAAGUCCUGAAAAUGACCCGCCCUGAAACGGCAGUGCCGACAUAACUCUAACUU
Paramuricea clavata is the source of this 2002-nucleotide messenger RNA. The record is from the annotation of a GenBank genome assembly. NCBI's taxonomy places the organism in Eukaryota, Metazoa, Cnidaria, Anthozoa, Malacalcyonacea, Plexauridae.